AUGAUCAGACCAAUUCGGAUAUAUAUAGGACACAAAAGAGUACUCGCAGCACGGAGCACGGAUGGAAGAUACAAAUACAUAGUCUAUGGAUUAGGAGCAAAGUUGUCGGUGAAAGUAGAAAUGCAACGGCCACAAGGGCUGAAUAGGGGGUUAAUUAAAGAUAAAUGCGGAGAAAGAGAAACAAGAUCGCAGUGCGGAGAAAACAAGGAAUCUUGGGCAUGGAAUUGUGCUAUGACUCUGGGCAUUUACUUUGACCAGUGCUUUGCACUGUCGCCAAUCAAUAAAAAAAAAGACAUUUACUUUGAUAUUAGAGAGCUACCAUUAUAUCCUUUUGAUGCCACCCGACCAAGUAUUAUUUUGUCAGAGCAACAAUAUCGGCAUAUCAAGAGCUUUAAUGUCAUAGUGUUUGCAAGCUGUCAUUUCUUAGUCCAUGGCAAUUAUAUCAAAUCCUCGACUAUCUUUUCAACAGGUCAACAGUAUAUGGUAGGAAGUAUUGUUGUAUUCAACAGUUUUACGAAAUGA
Messenger RNA from Phycomyces blakesleeanus NRRL 1555(-), 522 nucleotides. RefSeq lists its product as hypothetical. Lineage: Eukaryota; Fungi; Mucoromycota; Mucoromycetes; Mucorales; Phycomycetaceae. The transcript is spliced from 8 exons. The record is from RefSeq and is a predicted model, not a curated record. The coding region runs from base 1 to 522 and encodes 173 amino acids.